CAACACAGUGCCUUGGAGAGCAGAUGAACAGACUCAAAGAACAACGAAUAAAGAUCACAAACUGAUAUAGAUCAUUAUCUUUCCUUUUGAUUAAUGAUACUGUGAUACAUAAUUCGUUUAAUUGUUUAAUUGUGCAAACUAACGACAAUCAGUAUUGGAUAUAAUGGAAUGCUCUUCUCAUAUUUACAUUUAAUUGAAAAGCUGAAUAUACAACCAACAAUAAAGUAAAUAAAUGGGAAGUCAAGACAAUAAGGAUAUUUCAAGAAGAAGGGUUCACAUUUUCUUCCUGUGGUUGUUGGAUAAUCAACGUGCCACUGAUGGACACCGAUGGGGAUUGAGUUGUGUUUAACCAGGAAAAUAUGAAAAGAAAUGCAACGUUCACGUUGGUUAAGCAGUCCUAGUGCUCCCUUUUCGAAGGGUUUUCUUCAACGCUCGAUGACAUCUGUCAAAAACGUGUCGAGGAAUGGAGCGCGCCAGUCAGUUGAAGCCAAUGUCUUUUAUUUAUGGAGAGUUCUGGAAUAUGUCAACCAAUGAUACCAAUGUCAAUUUAACGACACGAGGAGAGGAGAAGGAUAAUUUGACUUUUCAAGCUGGUUUAGCAGUUACAUUAUCCCUAAUAACUUUUGCAACAACAUUAUCAAAUGCAUUUGUUAUUGCUACUAUUUAUCAAUCCAGAAAACUGCAUACGCCUGCAAACUUACUGAUAGCAUCGCUCGCCCUGACAGACCUUCUGGUGUCCGUAUUGGUGAUGCCAAUCAGCGCGCUAUACACGGUGAGUCAAACAUGGACUUUGGGCCAAGUUAUGUGCGACAUAUGGUUGUCUUCAGACAUAACGUGUUGUACCGCAUCCAUUCUUCAUCUGUGUAUAAUUGCGCUGGACCGUUACUGGGCAAUAACAGACGCGGUUGAGUACACCAAGAAGCGCACAUCAGCGCGCGCCGCGGGGAUGAUCGCCACUGCCUGGGUGAUUGCCAUCUCUAUCUCACUACCGCCCUUCUUCUGGCGUCAGGUGAAAGCGGAGGAAGUUACCACUUGCAAUGUGAACACUGAUCACAUUUUCUACACAAUUUAUUCCACUUUUGGAGCCUUCUAUAUUCCCACGCUGUUACUCAUAGCCCUUUACGGUAGGAUCUACGUGGAAGCCCGAAAGAGGAUCUUGAAACAGUCGUCUAAUAAUAAACCGGGGAAAAGACUCACCUCUGCCCAUUUGAUAACAAACUCGCCAGGUACAAACUCUGUGGCAUCAACAGUCUCUCUAAAUUACGGGACGAACGAAGCCUCUUCUUGUGAAGCUAAUAGCUUACCUGCCAAUGUGAACUAUGUGAAAGUCACUGUAUCCGACGCGCUCCUGGAGAAGAAGAGGAUCUCAGCUGCCAGGGAAAGAAAGGCGACUAAAACUUUAGGGAUCAUUCUUGGAGCUUACAUCAUAUGCUGGCUACCGUUUUUCAUUUACACCUUAGUGGUUUCAGUCUGUGCGUCAUGUUUCUAUCCAGAAUUAUUUGACAUAUUUACUUGGUUGGGUUACCUUAACUCUUUAAUAAACCCCAUCAUAUACACCAUGUCCAAUGAGGAUUUCAAAAAGGCUUUCCACAAACUAAUACGCUUCAGAUAUUGCAGGUCCUGAAAAUAGGCUACCAGACAUAAAAGGCUGCCAAAACCACUACAUUUUGUUCAGCUAUGUCAAACUGCACCUCUCCAAUAAUUGCAACAUGUUAAGUCUCCGUCAUCAUCAACCUGUAAACAUGUGCAGUAUUGUAUCUUGCAUGCUUUCGAAACGCCUAGCAACAUUAUUAUCUUAAUUACAUUAUAUCCUUCACAGUCAUACAGUACAUGGCCUGCAGGCAUAUUCUGUAAACUUGAUUAUUUAGCAAAACCAGAAUGUAUUGAUCUAUCACUGCUAGCGACAUUAUUAUAAUAAUGAUCUUUUAGCCUACUUCACAGGCAUGCAAUACAUGGCCUGCAGUCAUAUUCUGGAAACGUGAUUAUUUUGCAAAACAAGAAUGUAUUGAUAUAUCACUGCCAUUAUUGAACAAUCUAUCCAGAAAUCAUAGGCUAUAAUCUCUGCUGCCUUCCUUAUGAUUGGCAGUCAUGAGAUUACAACCCACCCUAUACAAUUCGUAUUCCAACCUAAAUCAACAUUUUGAUAAGGACUUUUCCCAUUAUAUCAAAGGUUAAUAUUAAGGAGUAUGUGUUGGAAAUCGGUAGACUUUGUAGUGGGACCAGCAAGGCUUGAUUUAACGUUUAAUAUUUAAACAUGCAUGGAAAGCCUGCUGUGUGACCAACGCUGUAUGACACAGAGUUACUGUAGGCGAACUGGUAUGAGGAAAUUAUAAGCACAAGAUUCUGAGAUUCUGCCCCCCCUUAGACAAAAAAUAUAGAGUUUGUCCCAAUGAGAUAUCCUUUCUUCUGAAGUGUACACUUGUUCACUACCUCCCACAACUCUAAAAUCAUUGGACUGUUGGAGGGAUGGGCUAGUCGGAUUCAAUUAUUCCACCGUAUGUCUUAUACCAGUAUUUCCUUUCUUAUACCCAGGAAUUUCCCAGCAUACUUUGAGAGGAAGGAGAUCAAAUUGGGACACAGACUACAGAGUUAUUUUCUGUUCCAUGUCUUAUAUGUUUUCUAUUGGUUCGACUCCUUAAUGAGAUCAGUAUGAAGUUUAUGAUAAAAUAACAUCCCUAAUUUCAUCUCAUAGUCAAUGUAAAUAAUCGUUACUCUAUUACUUUAUUGUGGGUAAUGUUGUUUACUUCAGACUGGACUAUAAGCUGACCUCUUGUUGUUAAACAAGCCUCAAUGUAUUUAUAUCUGUAUGCAUUGUAAUAUAUAUGUAUGUGUGUAUGUAUGUACGUAUGUGUGUAAAUGUAUUUAUUUAUGUCAUUUUCAUUAUAUUUUGCUAUGGAGCUGCUUAAAUUGCCUGCGGGUGUUCACUCUGCUGCAACCUGAUUAUGGGCAUUAGCCUACAGAAUACUGUUGGUAGAAUUAUACAAAUCAAACUCAAAUAUGACAGACAAGAAUACAGACAACUAACACAUUUCUUCACCUACAGUACCAUUACUCAUAUUGAUCAUGUUUCACAGAUGUCUCAGCAUGCUUGCCCUUUAUAAUCCAGGCAAGACUGCAUGUGUUAAGUGCAAGAUCAAAUAGCAGAAUUAACAGAGAUAAUAAGCUGUUAAAAAGCCAUUCAAAUUUGAUUGGUAAACUUAUCUUUUUGAGGAAUCCAACCACUGCAGAGAUGCAAUCGUAACAGCCAAGAAGAUAAACGACUCAAAACAGCUACACACAGAUAUACCAUCUUAAUCGACAGUACUUGCUUUAUAAUGGCAAACUAUGUUCAUGAGGUACUACUGUAUACUAUUGCAGUAUUCCUGUAAUGGAAAUUCUAUACCGAACAAAAGUAUAAAUGCAACAUGCAACAAUUUCCACGAUUUGACUGACUUACAGUUCAUAUAAGGACAUCAGUCAAUUGAAAUACAUUAAUUAGGCCCUAAUCUAUGUAAAUCACAUAACUGGGCAGGGGCGCAGGCAUGGAUGGGCCUGGGUGGGCAUAGGCCCACCCACUUGGGAGCCAGGCCCACUCACUGGGGAGCCAGGCCCAGCUAAUCAGAAUGAGUUUUUCACCACAAAAGGGCUUUAUUACAGACAGAAAUACUCCUCAGUUUCAUCAGCUGUCCGGGUGGCUGGUCCCAGACAAUCCCGCAGGUGAAGAAGCUGGAUGUGGAGGUCCUGGACUGGCGUGGUUACACAUGGUCUGCAGUUGUGAGACCGGUUGAACGGAUUGCCAAAUUCUCUAAAAUGACGUUGGAGCUGGUUUAUGAUAGAGAAAUUAACAUUCUGUUCUCUGGCUACAGCUCUGGUGGACAUUUUUACAGUCAGCAUGCCAAUUGCACGCACCAUCAAAACAUGAGACAUCUGUGGCAUUGUGUUGUGUGAUAAAACUGCACAUUUUAGAGUGGCCUUUUAUUGAUUUAGCACAAGGUGCAGCUGUGUAAUGAUCAUAUUGUUUAAUCAGCGUCUUAAUAUGCCACACCUGUCAGGUGGAUGGAUUAUCUUGGCAAAGGAGAAAUGCUCACUAACAGGGAUGUAAACAAAUGUGUGCAUAACAUGUUAGAGAAAUAAGCUUUUUGUGCGUAUGGAACAUUUCUGGGAUCUUUUAUUUCAGAUUAUGAAACAUGGGACCAACACUUUACAUGUUGCGUUUUUAUUUUUGUUCAUUAUAUUUCAUCCAAAUGAGCUACUGCUGUACAGUAAAACUUCUCUGCUCAUAAUGAAUGCACAGCUUUUGCCUUGAUCCUGUGGGUAAAGGUCUA
Oncorhynchus keta (chum salmon) is the source of this 4304-nucleotide messenger RNA. RefSeq names its product 5-hydroxytryptamine receptor 1D-like. Bases 464 to 1624 code for a protein of 386 amino acids. The record is from RefSeq and is a predicted model, not a curated record. Gene Ontology annotation, biological process: adenylate cyclase-activating adrenergic receptor signaling pathway. Lineage: Eukaryota; Metazoa; Chordata; Actinopteri; Salmoniformes; Salmonidae. Gene Ontology annotation, molecular function: G protein-coupled serotonin receptor activity. Gene Ontology annotation, cellular component: plasma membrane. The transcript has a single exon.